AUGUUGGAGAAUGUACAGCUAUUGGACAAAUACAAUCUUAGAAAUCCUUCGAAGGGGACGCUUUACUUCGCCACAACACACCUCAUAUUUGUCGACCAUGAGAUGAGAAAAGAAACAUGGAUUCUCCUGCCACACAUAUCAACGGUGGAGCGGCUACCGAUAACCACAACGGGGUCACCACUCCUCGUCCGAACGAAGACCUUUCAGUCGGUGUUCUUCGUGAUACCGCGGGAGCGAGACUGUCACGAGAUGCACCAGACGCUAUUGCGACUCAGUCAACCAGUAAACAUUGAAGAGUUAUACUGCUUCAACUACAAAUCAACCCCCGACGAUCUACCUAAGUCAGCGGGUUGGAAUUUCUUCGACAUACAAACAGAAUACCAAAGAAUGAAUGUUCCUAACGAACAUUGGGUACUAUGUAAUGCCAACAGAGAAUAUGAACUCUGUGAUACUUAUCCCAAUGCAAUAUAUGUACCUUCGCGUGCGUCUACAACAGUUCUACUGGGCAGCGCUAGCUUCCGAUCUCGUGGUCGUCUACCUGUGCUGGCAUACUUGCAUCACAAUAAGGCAGCUAUUACAAGAUGUAGUCAGCCUCUUAGUGGAUUUUCAGCUAGAUGUAUGGAGGACGAACAAAUGCUAGAUCUGAUUAGACGAGCGAAUCCAAAUUGCGGAUACAUGUAUGUUGUAGAUACGCGGCCAAGGAUUAAUGCAAUGGUGAAUCGCGCUGCUGGAAAAGGAUAUGAAAAUGAAGCCUUCUAUGAGAACAUAAAAUUCCAUUUUAUGGGGAUUGGAAAUAUCCACGUCAUGCGCAAGAGUCUCCAGAAACUUGUUGAAACUUGCGAGCAGAAUACACCAACUAUGUCGUCGUUUUUAAGUGGUUUAGAAUCGUCUGGAUGGCUUAAGCAUAUAAAGUCAAUACUGGACACAUCCUGGUGGAUAGCGUGCGCAAUAGACAGCGGUGUGAGUGUGUGCGUGCACUGUAGUGAUGGUUGGGACCGCACUGCGCAAGUGUGCUCCUUGGCGGCUGUUUGUCUAGAACCACACUAUCGCACCAUUAAUGGAUACCAGGCAUUAAUAGAAAAGGAUUGGUUAUCGUUCGGUCACAAGUUCACAUCUCGAUGCGGUCACGUAGCUGGCGACCCCAGAGAACGUUCACCAGUCUUCACGCAGCUGUUGGACUGCACAUGGCAACUUCUGAGACAAGUGCCGGAGGCUUUCCAGUUCAAUGAGCGAUUUUUGCUGACGCUACAUGAUCAUGCGCAUGCUUGUCAAUAUGGCACCUUUGUUGGCAAUUGCGAGAAGGAUAGAAGAGAUCUUAGACUGUCAGAUCGCACUUUCUCGCUAUGGGGCUAUAUGGCCAGUCACCUGAACGAAUACAAGAACCCGCUGUAUAGUCCAAAAGCGCACCCUGACCUCUUGAAACCGGAUCUCUCUGCUCAAAGCAUCAGGUUCUGGCGUGGAAUGUAUUGUCGUCAUGAGAGUGGAGUCCAUCCUAGAGAGUCGCUUCCAGAUCUGCUACCUGCUGCUGUAGAGCACUCGGCAGCUCUGCAUCAACAUAUCGAUUACUUGGCAAAGCGAAUAACCACAUUCAAGAAACUACUCUCCGGCAAGAAAGAAAAGAAUCUUGAAUCUAGCGUGAACUAUCAGAACGGAAACUUGGAGACAGUUGAGAUUGAGACCAAAACAGCUGGACUACACAUUGAUAACAAAUUUAUAUAUGAAUCUGGCGCGAAUCUAUCAGGAAUGGAGUGUGCUAAUGAUGACCAUCCCUUGAAGGACACCAGCAGCAAUAAGCCACAGAAACCAAACACGAUACCGCUUAUAACAGAGAAAACUGACGAUGUAAUACCACCAAACUUGUCGGCGUUGGAAGCUGAAAUGAACUCGGUCGCGUUAGAUUGGAAGAGUAUCAAGAAUGUCUCUGAAUGCAGCUGUUCUACGCCCCUUGACCAUUUCAGUAGAAAGCACCACUGUUGGGGUUGCGGUGGGUGUGUGUGCACGCGUUGUGUGACCCGCGCUCCGCUCCCCGCCCUUGCUGCACCCGCGCCUGCCCCGCUAUGCGCCGCAUGCGCACCUAUCACGCCACAUUCGUACUUAAACCACCAAGAGCCCAGAAAUUGA
Molecule: messenger RNA, 2121 nt
Organism: Leptosia nina
Lineage: Eukaryota; Metazoa; Arthropoda; Insecta; Lepidoptera; Pieridae
Source: the annotation of a GenBank genome assembly